CCACCACCACCACCUCCGCGUCUCCACCACCCCCGUCACCACCACCCCCCGUCACCACCACCACCGGUGGCGGUGCUACUGCUGUCCGGGGCUGCCGUACGCCAGCUCAGCCAGCGGACCGCGCGUAGCGGCCUUUCUGGGGCCCGGUGUGACGCUCCGUCUCCUGGUGCCGACCUUCCUCCCCUCGGGCCUGCCCCGAGGGGAGAGCUUCGUGGUGGUCGGCGGGGGCCCGGAGGGCGCGGAGGAGGAGCUGAGCAAGGCGCUGGCACGGAACGGCGACCGCAUGGGCGGGAGAUACGUGACGGUCACUCAGUCCUCGCUGUCUCAGCUGGAGCUCGCCCAGGAGACUUGGAGAGUCUCUCUCGCCCGGGAGCGCUGCGUCCGGCUGCGGGGACUCCUCUACGAAGCCUCAGUCCACGACGUUCAACUCUUCUUUCCUGACAUCCCCGUAGAGACAGAGUCGGUGACUCUGUGUGUGGACGAGUUUGGGAGAGGCUCCGGCUUGGGCUUCGUGGUCUUUGACAGCCCAGAGACCGCUGAGAGAGCCACGCGGAGACACGGAGAGAUGAUGGGGCACAGGAUGGUGGAGGUCUAUCGCUGCCGCAGUGAGGACAUCGUCACCGUCAUCCCCUCCAAGGCUCUCCGGCAGAAGUCCGCAAAUCCCGGAGCCAGAAUCCCCAAUGCCGCUUCGGGAUUCCGGAAUCCCCGAACCGGAGAUUGGAACUCCGGCCCGGAUUUUGGAUACUCCAACCCGAACUUUCAAAACCCGGCCACGGGAUUACAAAACUCCCCACCUAGAUUUCACAAUCCCAAUCCUGGAUUCCAGAACCCGGAUCCCAAUCCUGGAUUCCAGAAUCCCAGUCCUGGAUUCCAGAAUCCGAAUCCAGGUUUCCAGAAUCCGCAUCUUGGUUUCCGGAAUCCCAAUUCGGGAUUCCAGAAUCACAAUGCUGGAUUCCAGAAUCCCAAUCCGGGAUUCCAAAAUCCAAAUCCGGGAUUCCAGAAGCAGAAUAAACAAUUUCCGGACUCGGGCUCCGGAUCCCGGUUUGUGGAUCCCGCUCCGGGCUUUGGGAGGGCUCCCCGCUCUCGUCGGGCGUCGGGGCCCUGGGGGGGUGGCGGCGGAGUGUGGCGAGACGGAGUUUACCAAAACCUGGAGCGGAGCCAUGGAGAGCAGAGCUCCGGGUUCUGUGUUCACAUGCGAGGAUUGCCUUUUGAAGCCACGGAGCAAGACAUCCGGGAGUUCUUCUCCCCGCUUGUCCCAGUGCGUGUGUCUGUGUCCGUGUCUCGCUCCGGCCGUCCGACCGGCGAGGCGGACGUGGAGUUCAGCACCAGCGGAGACGCCGUCACAGCCAUGGAGCGAGACCACAAACACAUGGGCCGUCGCUACAUCGAACUCUUUCUCAACGCUCCGCUGAGCCCGCCCACUGAGAAGCCCCCAUCGCCCAUCACCACCUCCACCACCUCCACCCCAGAGUUGGCUGGUCCUGGGUUCAACUCCCAGACCGAAUCUACGCUCAGUGAGGAGGAGGAGGAUGAGACAGAUGAGGAUGAGACAGAUGAGGAUGAGGAGGUUGUUGUGAAAGAUGUCCACAAACAGCCGAAGGAGGUGGGAGACAGCGCCGCACAGCAUUGUGGGAAGCCAGAGUGAGGGGGAGUGGUCGCCAUGGAGAUGAGGGGGGGGAGUGUGGAGGGGUCACCAUGGAGAUGAUGGGGGCAGUCGCCAUGGAGAUGAUGGGGUGGAUGCCAUGGAGAUGAGGUGUUUUCACCAUGGAGAUGAUGGGGUCGUUCACCAUGGAGAUGAUGAGGGCAGUCGCCAUGGAGAUGAUGGGGUGGUUGCCAUGGAGACGAGAGGGGUGGUCGCCAUGGAGAUGAUGGUGGCGGUCGCCAUGGAGAUGAUGGGGACGGUCACCAUGGAGAUGAGAGGGGUGGUCGCCAUGGAGAUGAUGAGGGCGGUCGCCAUGGAGAUGAUGGGGGCAGUUGCCAUGGAGAUGAGAGGAGUGGUCGCCAUGGAGAUGAUGGUGGCGGACGCCAUGGAGAUGAUGGGGACGGUCACCAUGGAGAUGAGAGGGGUGGUCGCCAUGGAGAUGAUGAGGGCGGUCGCCAUGGAGAUGAUGGGGGCAGUUGCCAUGGAGAUGAUGGGAAGGUAUACAGGCGACUCUUGUUCAACCAUUGCAAAUGUUUAACCCAAUAAAUUUAUUCUGAUUUCUUA
This is a messenger RNA of Petromyzon marinus (sea lamprey), 2206 nucleotides long. The record is from RefSeq and is a predicted model, not a curated record. Lineage: Eukaryota; Metazoa; Chordata; Hyperoartia; Petromyzontiformes; Petromyzontidae.